AUGAUGUCAUCGAAGCACACGUACAAGCAGCGCACGUACAAACUUUUUGCCGUGGUCUAUCAUGAAGGAGCACAAGCGGGCAAAGGUCACUACAUUACGGAUACGUUCCACAGUGGCGCCGGUUGGAUUAGGUUCGAUGAUGCAACAGUGACGCAAGUGACUCUUGCAAAGGUAUUGAAGGCGACGGCACCACGAAUGCCGUAUAUUUUAAUGUAUCGCCGGCAUGAUACACUUCUACCACAUCGGCCUCCCGGCUAA
Molecule: messenger RNA, 258 nt
Organism: Melitaea cinxia (Glanville fritillary)
Lineage: Eukaryota; Metazoa; Arthropoda; Insecta; Lepidoptera; Nymphalidae
Product: ubiquitin carboxyl-terminal hydrolase 10-A-like
Exons: 2
Coding region: 1-258 (85 amino acids)
Biological process (GO): proteasome-mediated ubiquitin-dependent protein catabolic process; protein deubiquitination; regulation of proteasomal protein catabolic process
Molecular function (GO): proteasome binding; cysteine-type deubiquitinase activity
Source: RefSeq, a predicted model, not a curated record